This is a messenger RNA of Colossoma macropomum (tambaqui), 1967 nucleotides long. It is a transcript of the gene plvapb, whose product is annotated as plasmalemma vesicle associated protein b. Bases 223 to 1437 code for a protein of 404 amino acids. The record is from RefSeq and is a predicted model, not a curated record. The transcript has 5 exons. Gene Ontology annotation, cellular component: caveola. Gene Ontology annotation, biological process: positive regulation of cellular extravasation; regulation of vascular permeability. NCBI's taxonomy places the organism in Eukaryota, Metazoa, Chordata, Actinopteri, Characiformes, Serrasalmidae.
UCAGGAAAAGGCUUUGCAGGAUGUCUGUGCCAGCAUAUAUAAGCACCACAGUGGCGCGCAACCUCCUGUGUUUACAUGUCUCUGUCUCAGCUGAUGUCACUGAGCGCUAUUGGGAAGCAUUUAUUGAAGCGUGACGCUCAAAGUGCAUGUUAACAUUGUGAUUUUAGAAGUCUGAGCCUUCAGGCAAAAAGGGUCAUCUAGUCGGCUUGACUUUUGGCAGAGAUGUACAACAACAGCUACUCCCGGCCCAAAGUUACAUUGGAGAAGAAGGUCAAUUACAAACCCAAGGACAAAAGCUGUGGCUAUUAUUGGCGGAUAGUUUUCUUCUUCUCUUCACUAAUACAGUCGCUCAUCAUAAUCAGCUUGGUGCUGUUCUUGGUGUACGGACAACCUGGUAAGACUCCUGAGGAGAAGAGGGUGGAAGAGCUGGAGAAUGGCUACAACAAGCUGUCCAAAGAAAACACAGAGCUAAGGAAAGACAAAGCGAGUCUCAACAGCUCACUGAAGACAAGGACAACAGAGAAAGAAACGGCUGAGAAAAAGCUGACAAAGCUCACAGCAGAGUUAGAUGCUGCAAAAUCAAAUAACACCAGACUUCACAAUGCACUAGGCCUUUGUAAUGCAAGUAAACCACCACCACCUCGCAUUACUCCAGUCCAUAUCCCUUCAGUCAGCACUUCAAAUGCACAAGUUAAAAGUUUACAGACUUCUUUGGAUCACCAGAAAGCUCUGAACGGAUAUCUGCAGAGCAAUUUCACUCAAACAGUGCAAAGCCUUAGGCUUAACUUGGAACGCAUGACAAAAGAGAAGAGCGUGCAGGAGAUGGCCGCGAUGCAACUAAGGCAACAAAAAGAAGACCUGACCGCCGAACUUCAACUUUUCAGGAAGAAAUGCAAGGAGGAGUUUGUGUCAUCUCUGCAGGGCAUCCAGAAUGUUACCACUGCCUUUCUGGUGAAAAUCGACAAUCUCUUUCCUAAUACUUACACCUUCCUCCUCACAUGUGACAAGCAGAGGGAACAGAUGGAUGCGAUCAAAACCAACUGCACCAGCCUGUCCCAGCAAGUGGAGACCAAAUUCCAAAGCUACUUGAACAAUGUUGGCGAGAAAGUCUCGAACCUCCAGGCCCAGAGCAGCCACCAUGAGGUGCAAAACAAACGACUGACAUUGGAUCUGCAGAAGUGCAGACAGAGCCGCACCGAGGAAACUGAACAGUGCAAGAAGUCGCUGCUGGAAGCCCAGGAGGCACAGGACAGGGUGGUGGAGCCACUGCUGCAGACCCAGAAACUACUGAUGCAUGAAAAGCAAUUGCUGCAGACCAUGUGUGCAUCAAAGCCUCCUAUGCCUAGACCCUCUGGACUUGGUCCUCCAGUGGUCUCUGGACAUCAAAGCAGGCCAGGCAUAGGCUCACCUGGAGCAGGUACAAUAGGCAAAAGAUAACCACCAAAGGUCAGGUGAGCGACAGUGUGCUUCAGUCUUCAAGCCGGUCUCAGAAGAGCUCCAAGUUUGUGGGUUUUAACCUGUGAUCAUUUGUUAAUAAUACUGUGACAGCAAUAACAUAUGCGUUGUACAUAUAACAGAAUGAAUGCUUAUAUGAACUUGUAUUUGUAAUUAUGUAUAAAUGUAUGUUGAACAUUUCUGGCAACAAUGUGACAUCAUUUACAUGGAUGGUAAAAGGAAACGGAGACUCUUAGAUGAAUAACAAUUAUGCUAAAAUCUAUUCAAAGUGGCUACCUUUUAUAAAAAAUCUGUCACUGUGACUGUGAAGUGUGAAAAUUGUCUACAUCAGCCCAAAAACCCUCACUGUGAGUUUUGUAAAAUAAUGUUAAAUAUACUGCAAGCUUUGUUAUUGAAUUAUAACUAAAUGAUACUUGUAUAGGUGCUAGCAAUGUAAAUUUAUCAUACAGGCUUUGUAAAGAUUUGAGUGCAAAUAAAGUUAAAGAGCUUAAUGCAUUUUUCUGAUAUUGAAA